UAUAUAUAUCGUCCUUUACCUUCGACAUGAUGUCUUCAUUCUCUCUCUACCCCAUUAAUGGUUCUCUUCAUUUUCUCUCUGUGAACACAUCCUAUCGCCAUAAUCACGACAUCUGUGUGCAAUUAUAUAAUAUAAUAUCGACCUCUAUUGGAAUAUCACAAACAAACUUGUUCUGGGUCAUCGUCAUCAUCUCGAUCACUUCACUGUAAAUGGCGAAAUUCAAGAGGGUGGCGGAGGCGUUCGACGAGGCGGCCGCUAAGGCGCGGCGGCUCUGCGGCGGGGAUCAGUAUUCGCCGCCGGAGACGGCGGAGGAUCUGUCGGAUCUGGUGAAGUCGUUUAUGGAGAGAGGAGAGGAGGGAGGUUUGGGUGAGGAGAGAGAAGGGAAUAGUAUCGGAUCUGAAUCGGAUGGGGAUUGCAGUGAUUGGGAGUUGAGAGAUGAGUUGAGUGCAUUGUUGGGAUGUGGAGAUGAUGAUCAAGUGAAGAGAAAUAUUCGUGAGGAGGUGGAAAAAGCGUGUGGAGGCGUCGGAAAUGGUCUGACGUCACCGGGGUUUAAACGUCGGGUUGUGGCUCGGUUGCGGGACAGAGGUUUUGACGCCGGUCUCUGCAAAUCAAAAUGGGACAGAAUCGGCCGGUUCCCAUCAGGGUCACACGAGUACAUGGACGUUACCGUAUCCGGAACCCGCUACAUAAUCGAGUUUUCCCUCUCAGACGAAUUUUCCAUAGCCCGGGCAACGGAGUGCUUCUCUUCACUCCUACAACUUGUUCCUCCAAUUUUUGUGGGAAAAGUGGAAGAGCUCAAACAAGUGGUGAGACUACUGUGCAAUGCCAUCAAAGUCUCUAUGAGGAGCAUGGACAUGCACGUGCCCCCUUGGAGGCGGUUCGGGUACAUGAAAGCCAAAUGGUUUGGUUCUGAUUUUGAAAGGACAACCGGUAAAGUCACGGUUGAAAUGAGUUCGGGUCCUGGGUCAGACUUGGGUAGACAGAGAUCGGUUGGGUUUGGGCCGGUGCCGUUGGCUUUUUCGUAUCACUGCAGGGAGGAUUUCGCAAGUAAGGUUGGUCUGAAAGUGGGGCAGCUAGCCGUGGCAUUUGAUGGCGCCAACAUACUCCUGUAAAUAAAAUGAUAAAUGGGUUUGGGUCGAUAUUGGCACCACUGCUGGCGGUUAUAUUGGUAAAUGAUGAGUAGUUUAUGUGAGGUCGCAAAAAGACUCUUUUUUGUUUAAAUUCUUGGUUGGAAGCCCAGAAAAUCAAGGUUUCUGGAUGCAUUUGUUUAGUAGGUACUAGUUGAGUUUUGU
Rhododendron vialii is the source of this 1292-nucleotide messenger RNA. RefSeq lists its product as uncharacterized. Bases 210 to 1112 code for a protein of 300 amino acids. The transcript has 2 exons. NCBI's taxonomy places the organism in Eukaryota, Viridiplantae, Streptophyta, Magnoliopsida, Ericales, Ericaceae. The record is from RefSeq and is a predicted model, not a curated record.